Molecule: messenger RNA, 579 nt
Organism: Punctularia strigosozonata HHB-11173 SS5
Lineage: Eukaryota; Fungi; Basidiomycota; Agaricomycetes; Corticiales; Punctulariaceae
Exons: 3
Coding region: 1-579 (192 amino acids)
Source: RefSeq, a predicted model, not a curated record
AUGGGUGCGGCAUCGUCGAAGGUCGCCCGCCGGCUACCGCGAGAGAAGCCGACGUGGGCGGGAGCCCGGAAAGAUAUACCACCGACGGUGGGAAAUCCCCAGCAGGUCGAGAACCCGGAACGGUUCAGUUACGGCGUGAGUGAGAGCAAGGAUGCGGCGAUACGGGAGGACGCUCAGGAUCCUCAUUUUGCGGCGAAGCUGUCGCAGCUCGGACAAGUGCGUGUGGACCACCACAUGAAAGACGUCAACGUCUCCGCUGCAAGGACAUCUCGCAUGCUUCAGUCGCGUCUGCAAUCUGAAGAGGAAGCCGACAAUAUCCGGUCUUCCUCCGCACGGAAGAACCGCAUCCUCGCCUCGGACCUUCUCGAGCUCCUUCGUCAACGACAAGACAGCGCUUCCGACCGUGACACCGAGGCGGUCGAAGAGCGAGCGAAGAGGCAUGGCUUGGACGCAGAGACCUUCAGAAGUGUAGCACGAUACGUUGCUGCCCCGGGCAUCGAAGAGGGAAGCGUCGUGAAGACCAUAUUGGACGACGGAACAGAGCGGGUGACGUAUAAAGUAAGUCGUUGCGAUCCCUGA